Messenger RNA from Suillus subalutaceus, 1344 nucleotides. RefSeq lists its product as uncharacterized. Gene Ontology annotation, biological process: transmembrane transport. Gene Ontology annotation, cellular component: membrane. NCBI's taxonomy places the organism in Eukaryota, Fungi, Basidiomycota, Agaricomycetes, Boletales, Suillaceae. The coding region runs from base 1 to 1344 and encodes 447 amino acids. The record is from RefSeq and is a predicted model, not a curated record. The transcript has 7 exons.
AUGGCGGAAAUUCCUUUCGGAACUUUGUUAUGGGUAGCUGCGAGACCUCUUCUCCGACUGACCCAGAACAUUACUUUACCUAGCUUAAUAUUCUCGAGGGCUUCAUCUGCAUUAAAUGCAGAGAAUGAUGCAGCUUUUGGACCGCUGAUAGUGAUUGCAACCAUCUACAUGGCAAUAGGCUUCGCAUUAUCCCUAUUUAUCAAGCGAUUUUUCUGGGUUCCAUAUCGGUUUCGGUACGGUAUCUUUGUUGCCGGGGGUUGGGCGAGCAGUUGUGACAUAACAAUUUCGGUCAUGACGGACAUAAUGGUCUCUCUCCCUUUCGACGGAGUCCACGACCAAGACCUCGCGGGUAACAUACGUCAGCGCCUUUUGUGUCAUCUUCUACAUGGCGGGGAAGUACAUGGACCAUGCCAGCCCAAACGUUGGAAGCUACUCAUGGUUUUUUUACGCCGGGCGAAAAUUGUUUCCUCUUCCACAGCUGGGGGAAAAUAUGACCUAGAGAGGGAUGCCUACGAUGACCAAAUGUCUAGCAAAGAUCUCUCCCUGCAACUGUCAUCGUUGGAACAUUCGCAGGCAGUUUCCCCAUUAGCGUCGUCAACAAUUGUCCAACAUAACAUACUGUCGGGCCAAUGCGAUGAAACGCAAUUGUCUAUAGAUGUAGAACCACACAUCGUACUAGCAUCUACAGAGAACUCCUCUCCAAACCAACCCCACCCUGCCAUGCGAUACGUGAACUUCCUUGGCAGUCUUUCAUCCCCUGUCUUGUUGUCUGUGGUGGUCUCGCUCAUUGUCUCUAGAAUAUCGGCUGUGAAGGCAUUGUUUAUCCCUAAUGUACCAGGGACGAACAUUCCACCAGCUCCUGAUGGACAACCCCCACUAGCAUUCGUAAUGGAUACAGCGACUUUCUUGGGAGCAGCCAAUUCUCCCAUUGGACUGGUUGUUCUCGGAUCUGCACUCGCGAGAAUGAGUGUCCCUCGCGGACGCUGGACUUCACUACCCCUUGGAGCCAUCGUAGCUCUUGCUGUCAGCAAACAGCUCAUCAUGCCACUCCUCGGAAUUCUCAUCUGCGAAGAAUUUACUCGGAUAGGAUUCAUUGACGCUGAAGAUAAAGUGCUCAGAUUUCUUCGUAUCAUGUUUACCCAUAGCAUCGACCCAAGUGAUCCUGACGCAAGCAUGCUCUGGCGCAAAUACAACAGAUCAUCUUGCUGCAUUCCUGUUUCCCCAGUUGAUUCUUAUGUCCGGGGUGAUGACCGUAUUGAUGGCCUUUACACUCGACCUUCUCUUUGGCUAGCUGGCCACUUCUGGGUGCCCGGUCCAUGCGAGUGCUGCACAGGAAACACCUAA